This is a messenger RNA of Nerophis lumbriciformis (worm pipefish), 3000 nucleotides long. Its product is annotated as ribonuclease P protein subunit p25-like protein. Gene Ontology annotation, biological process: tRNA 5'-leader removal. Gene Ontology annotation, cellular component: ribonuclease MRP complex. Gene Ontology annotation, molecular function: RNA binding. NCBI's taxonomy places the organism in Eukaryota, Metazoa, Chordata, Actinopteri, Syngnathiformes, Syngnathidae. The record is from RefSeq and is a predicted model, not a curated record.
UGUCUCUUUGUGGCGAGCACAACAGACUUUGUUCCCCCCCCUCUCUUGCAUCGCCGCAGACGAGGCGCAGGUCCGGGGAGGAAGACACCUCCGGGUGCGGAACUCUACGCAACUCCCAGGCAAAAGUCCAAAAGAGGAGGCAGAACUCAAGAGCCGGACGGAAGAAAGACUUAAAGAGUGGACGGAUUGGACUGGAGUGCAUCACUUAAAGGUGGAAUCUUCUUUAUACGUGUUUGCAUUCUCUUUGGAAAAGUUUGAGCGGCGUAUGAAAUUCAGAGUGUUUGUUUUAUCUUUAUCUGUCCCUCAGAGCACUUUCCUAACAGCGCUAUGAAAUGAACAUGCUCUUUAAAGAACGUCUUGCAUGGUCCCGAUAUUGCUUUUGAUUCACCAGCCCGGGCGUUUAUCUUAGUUCGCCAGCUCUUUUUCGAAGGGUCUGCAUUAAAGACUGCAUUGAUAUUGCUCGAAGGGGGGAAUGACUUUAGUGCUAGAAACUGGAGGAAAACAAAAAGGUCAAAAAGAUGUUGAGUUAAAAAUUAUGGACUUUUAGUGAGGCUGCAAAAGGACAGGAGCGAUGUUCACAGGGGACGGAGUUGUCAGUGGUCAUUUCUUGACCAGUGGCGCCUUCAAGCCUCACCCUGGACUGGAAGUAAACCCGACCAUUCAAAUGGAGAACGGGCAAACCUUUGGGGCACAUCCUCCGUACCAGGCUCAGAUUUACACCAAUGCCAGCUUGCCCAAAGUGGCCGACGACGUUUCAAGUACCUUUAAGGCGCCGACACCCUUAACAGCCCCGCCGCCUGCUCUCAAACUGGGGCAGGAAGGCUUCAAGAAAGUCUGCAGGACUGAGGAGAACAGUCCAUGUCCCUUCCCUGGACUGGCCUCUGGGGUACUGGAGAUGCGGGUGAAAGAAGGGAGUAAAAUCCGCAACUUGAUGGGGUUUGCCAUGGCGCGGAUACAAGGCGGAGACGCGAGCGGCGGCAGUCUGAGGCAAGUGGUCUUCACCGGAUCGGGGCGCGCCGUCACUAAGACUAUCACCUGCGCUGAGAUCAUGAAGCGAAAAGUGGGCUCCCUGCACCAGCUGACCAAGUUGCAAUACAAGGUGGUGAAAGAGGUGUGGGAGAACACCGACGGGGGGACAUCGGAGAUGACCGUCCACAGGACCGUGCCCUCUAUCAGUAUCCUCCUCUCCAAAGACCCUCUGGACACCCGGGAGCCUGGCUACCAACCGCCCGAGGCUCUGGGUGCACUGUGGGAGGAGAGGGACGGCGGCACGCAGUCAGCAUUUAAGAGACCUCUCGCACCUUCGCCGCUCAGCAGUUUCCCGCUGUGUAAGCGGGUGUGUUCAGGAGAGGGGAUCUCCGUCCACCCCCCCGCACUGACUGGAUGUCAAACAGUGCAGGGGUGGCGGGAGGGGGAUUGGAUCCCGAGAGUUCAUUUGGAGCUGCCCUCCGCUCAAGCACAACGCUGAGACAAUCACAACAGUCACUCAGACAGAACAGCGCUUUCUCACAAGACUUAGGUACCAAAUGCAGCCUCGGGAGGUCCGUCAGUCCGGACGGGACGUUUUAAAGCUUCUGUACUUACUUAGGGGCCACAAUUAUGAUCAUAUAAACCCCGAAACAGAAUAAGUUUACCUUUAAAGAUAGAGAAACAAAAGCAAAGUAACUGUUUUGCGACCACAGAUACACGCUUUCCAGUCGAGCCGACACCACAAAGACAAACAGCCUAAAAGCCAUUGAUGAUGAGACAAUUUGUAUUUGUCUGAAUAUUAAAUGUUUUAUUUUUUCCCCUCCCAAAAUGGAAAAGGCUCUGCUGUAUUUUAUCUAUUCCCCUGCAUGAGUGAGUUUGCAAUUGUUGUUGUGCAAAGUGCCAAUGCUGCCAUGGGGAUAUAGAGACAGAUUCUGAUACAUCACACUGAACCGAACGUAAGUCUGGAAAAAGACAUGUUGUCUUAAAAAUGUACACAAAAGAGGUGGUACUGUACAAGGGCUGCAGCUAUUGACUAGUUUCUUUGAUUAAUUAAGUAAUGGGAGAAAACACACAUUAUAGCCUUGAUGCGUACUUUGGGGAAAAAUAGUUGAAAUAAAAAAUGUUCUGCUUGCCAUAACCUUCAUUUUUUUUCUAAAAAAUAAAUGCACACCAUAAGCAUUGAAAUAGCUUUUUUUAACGUGUGCAUGAAUAAAACCUCCACACAGGUCACGGCACAGACUCGCCAGUGCUCACAUGUGCACUGAAUUGCAGCGGCUGUGCGGAUUCUAUGUCUGCAUAUUUAAGAAGUCUGGGCACUCCAUGAAGUUCAGAGUUUAUCAAUUUGUAUGUGUUACAUUCAUUAAAUGAAGCAACAUAAUAUAAAUCAAAGUGUCUUUCUAAUCAAAUUAUUCGAUGUAUUGGAUUAAUUGUUGCAGGACUGAACGAGUGAGAGCUUUUCUUCCCAUCACUCACACGCGCGCGCACACACACACACACACACACACACAUACACACACACACACCAGUGAACUAUGUGUGUUCAAUGAAACAGUCAUCAAAUAAAAAUGAUAUACUUUUUUAUUGCAAACUACCUGUUAUUUUAUUUACCGUAUUUUUCCGACAAUAAGCCGCUACUUUUUUCAAACGCUUUGAACCCUCGGCUUAUAAAACGGUGCGGCUAAUUUAUGGAUUUUUUUUUUUUUUUAUAACAGCCAUAAUGUUUUGUAUUCAACAAAACAGUCCAACAGAGAAACGGAAAAGGUGUGUUAAUUUUUGCGCUAUGGCACCAUCGUUUGGACGAGUUUUCUCACUGCAUGUGCUGCAAGUUAAAAAAUGUACUUCCUUUUUCACGCCUUGAACUGGAAGUAAAACAGUCCAUAGCGUUUCUGCUCGAAAGGAUUCUUCAUUGAUCACUCCAAGCAACGUUUGCAAGUUUUACAAUAUAACUAAAACAAUUCACACUUACUAACCUGUCCCAUGUAUGAGAUGUCUGUAGGAGUGUUGUCAUGCAUAUCUGUACGUGCUAUCGUA